Homarus americanus (American lobster) is the source of this 2435-nucleotide messenger RNA. RefSeq lists its product as uncharacterized. The transcript is spliced from 7 exons. Bases 197 to 1552 code for a protein of 451 amino acids. NCBI's taxonomy places the organism in Eukaryota, Metazoa, Arthropoda, Malacostraca, Decapoda, Nephropidae. The record is from RefSeq and is a predicted model, not a curated record. Gene Ontology annotation, biological process: intraciliary transport. Gene Ontology annotation, cellular component: axoneme.
GGCAGCUGUACCGCCUUCUGUCGGAAGGAAUCACAUCCAGCAGCUCAGUAGUGAUGUGGUCUUCCUUCACUCCAGGAUCAAGGAGUUGGAGGAGCAGAACAGGCUGCUGGUCCGCGUAGGCAAGAGGCAGGAGGCGACCCUCACCCGCUACCAGGACACCAAGACCGAGCUGCCACACAUCAUUGAGGCUCACAAGAUGGAGAUCAACGUCCUACAGGAGAAACUUCGUCGGUCAACGGAGAUGAACCGUCGAAACACGGAGAAGUUAAAGGUGACAGACUCGCGUAUCAACAAGCUGACGGAGGAGGUGACCCGCCUACGAGAGCUAAGCCGCAAGAGGAACCUGCCAGAGCGUGAUGAACUAAACAAAAAGCUGAGUGCCGCCACCCAGACACUGCAGGAAAAGGAGAAGCAAAUAGAGGAGCUGCAGCGACGCUCAGGUGUGAUAGAGAAAUCCCUGAAGCAGCAAGUACAGGCGGAGGUGGGUCGUCACAGAGCCACUGCCAGGAAGCUUUACAACCUUCAGUGUGAAAACCACAAACUUAAUGACACUCUUAUGGAACGAGAGAGAGAGUUAGAGUCACUACAGCAGUACCGGUGUAGAGGUCAGGGGGUAGCAGACAGCACGUCCACCACAGCUGCAUCCUCCCGCUCUGGCUCAGUCUCUGGUCGACACAAGUCUGGACGCAAACGGGGCAGCAGCUCCUCAGGCACCACCACCUCGGGCAUUGCCUCGGCUGUUGAUGGUAUCUCUACUAGUGAGUCGCGUGCUUCACUUGCCUUAGAUCCCAGUGGGCGUUUGCCACCAAUCAGUGCAGACAUUAGACGAAAUAAAGAUAUUACUGGAGGCUCCUUGCUGCUUGGCUCCUCCGAGUCUCCAGAACUACUCAACCGCAGGCCAAGACACCGCAUGCAUGCUUCUACUAAGGAGGGCGUUGAAGAGAGGCGAAUGGGUAGGGUAAGACGAAACCGUCGUUCACCUCGACCGUGUACAGAAGAUGGAUUCUUGAACACCCCACGCUGCACACCAACACCUAGUCCAUCCACCACACCUGAACCUCAUGUACACAGGUCAGAUCCUGAUGGUGAUGCCUUAGAGACUAGUGUGAGACACCCAGGCCAUACUGAUCAUAGGCGAAGGCAGCGAUUGGCUGCUUCAUUGCGUGAUGCGAGACGUAAUGUCAGCAAAGAGGAUGGUCAUGAGGAAGAAAUUAAUGAAGAUCAAGGUACAGCAAGUGGUGACAUGGUAUCCUCUGGCACUCGAGAAUUUUCUCUAAUAGAACACUAUCCCCCUCGGGAACGAGUCACACUCAACGGAGGUUCAAGUGGAGGGUCAGACACUGGUAGUGGGACAUCCCCUCCCCCAACAAAACCAGUUGUACCCCUCAAUGAUACUUCUCGUCUCUCACAUCUAGAUUCUCCCCUGCUCGUCCGAGGGGCUCCAAAGAGACACAACACAGUCAUAGCUGCUGAUCUAAGGACAUUUUCAAGUCUCUCCAAACUGGACUCUACCAAUUCCCCCAUACCUACACGGAGUGCUAUUACGCCUUGAGGCCUCCAUUUGUCCCCCUUUUCCCUAGCACCCAAUUUUUUUUUAAACAAUAAUCUUUUAUUCACAUUAUUCCUCGAUUUUUUUAUCUUUGAAAUCAUCAAAAUGUAGAUUACAUGUAAUGGUGGCUUGUUUGAUAUUGUCAACACUUGAGUACAGUACUAUAGUAGUUCUUUAACAUCAGCUUCUGAAUUGUACACUAGUUAAUGCACAGACCCAUGAAAUUUGUUAUAGAUAAAAGAACCAUUAUUUAUCAACUGAAAAAUAUGUACAGUUCAUUAUCUAAUUUUAUCUUACCGUACGUUAAUCUGACCUUUAAUGUGUAAUGACUUUUUCCUGUGCAAUUUUCACAGUUGAUGUCUCAUUCGCUAAUGGAAACACAGCAUUUGAGUAAAGCUUAAUACAGUAGUAGUAUUUUGUUAUUUCUUACAGGUAUUCUAUUAAACAGUCAAUUAAACUACCAGUAAUAGAAGUUUACAUCACAUUUAUAAGCUAAACGUAACUCCAAGAAUAUAGGACUGUGAUGUUACAUUGUCAUUAGUCAAUAUUUUACUUUCUUGCUGAUGAAUCCUUUGGCAUCCAUCAUUGUCAACCUCCUUACCAGAGUUCUAUAUUGAAUUAGGGUUACUAAUUUUAUAGAACUCAAAAAUAACCUGUUAAAAUGUUUAGUGGUUCUACUCAGAAUUAGGGAAGGCUAAUUCAGUAGAGUCAGAGAUUAUCAUUUCAUUAAGGAGGCAUCACACUACUUGAGCACCUAAACUGGCAAAUUGUCAAACUAGCAAGCAAAUCUAGCACUACAAUUCCUUCUAGCUAUGCUCAAAGUGGUCACACGAAGAUACAAUAGACAAAUUUCAGCAUCAUACAAACACAACCUAUCAAUCAAUCA